This is a messenger RNA of Lepisosteus oculatus (spotted gar), 7646 nucleotides long. NCBI's taxonomy places the organism in Eukaryota, Metazoa, Chordata, Actinopteri, Semionotiformes, Lepisosteidae. The record is from RefSeq and is a predicted model, not a curated record.
GUUCGGAGUCGCACAAUUAUGAAAAAGCUACCUUCCGCUGGAGCUGGAGCGGUGGCACAUUCCUCCAACGUCAACCGAGCUUUCCUGCCAGGGCUAACCGGGGGCACCGCCGAUAGAUGGCUAAAGGCCACGGAGCAGCUCUUCCUGAGUCUGAACGGUGAAGAGAAUGUCCCAGAAAUCCUGGAUAGAAAACACCUUCACCAAGAGGGAAUGUGUGUAUAUACUUCCGGUUUCAAAAGACCCUCACAGAUGCCUUCCAGGAUGCCAGAUUUGCCAGCAGCUCGUGCGGUGCUGCUGUGGGCGGCUGGUCCGACAGCACGCGGGCUUCACGGCCAGCCUGGCCAUGAAGUACUCCGAUGUGAAACUGGGUGAGAACGAGAUGCCGGAGCUGGAGGAGUGGUCGGUGGAGAAGCACACGGAAGAGAGCCCCACAGAUGCUUACGGCAUCAUCAACUUCCAGGGCGGAUCCCAUUCUUACAGAGCCAAGUAUGCGCGACUCUCCUACGACUCCAAACCAGAAAUGGUUCUGCGUCUCUUGCUGAAAGAAUGGCAGAUGGAGCUUCCGAAAAUUGUCAUCUCCGUGCACGGUGGCAUCCAGAACUUUGACCUGCACCCCCGCAUCAAGCAGGUCAUUGGGAAGGGUCUCAUUAAAGCAGCAGUAACGACUGGAGCCUGGAUUUUAACUGGAGGAGUCAACACAGGUGUGGCGAAACAUGUCGGGGAUGCUCUCAAAGAGCACAGUUCCAGAUCCUCGCGGAAGAUUUGCACUAUUGGAAUAGCUCCCUGGGGAGUGAUUGAAAACAGAAAUGACCUCAUCGGAAGAGACGUGAUCGCCCCGUACCAGACACUGCUAAACCCCCUGAGCAAGCUGAACGUCUUGAAUAACCUCCAUUCACAUUUCAUCCUGGUGGACGAUGGGACGGUGGGAAAAUACGGAGCAGAGGUGAAGCUGCGCCGGGAGCUGGAAAAACACAUCAACCUCCAGAGGAUCCAUGCUAGGAUCGGGCAGGGGGUUCCGGUGGUGGCGCUGAUCUUCGAAGGCGGGCCCAAUGUGGUCCUCACGGUGCUGGAGUACUUGCAGGAGAGCCCUCCCGUGCCCGUGGUCGUGUGUGAAGGAACAGGCCGGGCUGCAGACAUCCUCGCCUAUGUCCACAAGCAGACUGAGGACGGAGGAGGCCUUCCUGAUGGUAUUGAAAGUGACAUCAUUUCAACCAUCAAAAAAACCUUCAACUUCAGUCAGAGUGAAGCUGUGCACCUGUUCCAGGCACUGAUGGAAUGUAUGAAGAGCAAAGAACUGAUAACAGUCUUUCACAUUGGGUCGGAGGACAGCCAGGACAUUGAUGUUGCAAUAUUAAAAGCACUGUUGAAAGGCACCAAUGCAUCUGCGUUUGACCAGCUGGUCCUCACGCUGGCCUGGGAUCGAGUGGACAUCGCUAAGAACCACGUGUUUGUCUACGGGCAGCAGUGGCUGGUGGGGUCGCUGGAGCAGGCCAUGCUGGACGCCCUGGUGAUGGACCGAGUGGAUUUUGUCAAGCUCCUCAUUGAGAACGGCGUCAGCAUGCACAAGUUCCUCACCAUCCCCCGUCUGGAAGAGCUCUACAACACGAAACAACCUCCAACAAAUCCCACUCUGUUUCACCUUGUGCGAGAUGUAAAACAGGGUAAUCUCCCCCCAGAUUACAAAGUCACGCUCAUUGAUGUGGGUCUGGUCAUUGAGUACCUCAUGGGUGGCACCUACAGAUGCAACUAUACUAGAAAGCGUUUUCGGAUUGUUUACAACAACCUCCAUGGAAACAACAGGCGGUCUGGGCGGCAUUCCACUUCAAGCAGCGGGUCUCAGCUGCGAAGGAAUCACGAGCCGUUCACUAUCAGAGCAGACAAGAAGGAGAAGACCAGGCACAAUCACUUCAUUAAGACUGCGCAGCCUUACAAGCCCAAGCCUGAAUCGUCAACUGAGCAGUCGAAGAAGAAGAGCAAAGAGGAGAUUGUCGACAUUGACGACCCCGAGACCCGGCGCUUUCCCUACCCUUUCAACGAGCUGCUGGUGUGGGCCGUGCUCAUGAAGAGGCAGAAGAUGUCCCUCUUCUUCUGGCAGCACGGGGAGGAGUCCAUGGCCAAGGCCCUGGUGGCCAGCAAGCUGUGCCGUUCGAUGGCCUACGAAGCCAAGAAGAGCGACGUCGUGGAUGACACAUCCGAGGAGCUCAAGGAGUAUUCAAAUGAGUUUGGCACACUGGCUGUGGACCUGCUGGAGCAGUCCUUUAGACAGGAUGAGACGAUGGCGAUGAAGCUGCUAACCUACGAGCUGAAGAACUGGAGUAACUCGACGUGCCUUAAGCUGGCUGUGUCCUCCAGGCUGCGGCCUUUCGUGGCUCACACCUGUACCCAGAUGCUGCUGUCAGACAUGUGGAUGGGCAGGCUGAACAUGAGAAAGAAUUCCUGGUAUAAGGUCAUUUUAAGUAUUUUAGUCCCACCUGCCAUUCUUCUGCUGGAGUACAAGACAAAAGCAGAGAUGUCUCACAUCCCUCAGUCACAGGAUGCUCAUCAAAUGACCAUGGAGGACAGUGAGCACAACCUUCAGAACCCCUCUGAGGACAUUCAGAUGGACGUGUUCAGGGAAGUAAGGAUCAAUGACAACAUCGAGGUGAAGAAAGAAACAGAAGUUCAUGUGAGGCCAAGGAGGCUGCCGAUCACCAGGAAAUUCUACGCUUUCUAUCACGCUCCCAUUGUGAAGUUCUGGUUCAACACGCUGGCCUAUCUGGGAUUCUUGAUGCUGUACACAUAUGUGGUUCUGGUGAAAAUGCCAGAGUGGCCUUCUCCACAAGAGUGGAUCGUCAUCUGUUACAUAUUUACAUCUGCCAUUGAGAAGAUACGUGAGAUAUUUAUGUCUGAAGCUGGGAAGAUAGGGCAGAAGAUAAAAGUUUGGUUCACCGACUAUUUCAACAUCUCAGACACCCUUGCAAUCGUCACCUUCUUUGUUGGAUUUGGACUGAGGUUCGGAAGUGGCAGUGUCAUGAUUGCUGGAAGAAUAGUGUAUUGCCUUAAUAUAAUAUUCUGGUAUGUGCGGCUUCUAGACAUCUUGGCUGUAAAUCAGCAAGCUGGACCCUACGUGAUGAUGAUUGGCAAAAUGGUGGCCAACAUGUUUUACAUCGUUGUGAUCAUGGCAGUGGUGUUGCUGAGUUUCGGCGUUCCCAGGAAGGCUAUCCUAUACCCUGAAGAGGAGCCAUCGUGGACCUUGGCGAAGGAUGUCGUCUUUCAGCCCUAUUGGAUGAUGUAUGGUGAAGUGUAUGCUUAUGAGAUCGAUGCUUGUGCAAACAAUAGUGAAGUAAAGCACCUUUGUCAAGCUGGAGUAUGGAUUACACCGUUCCUACAAGCAGUCUACCUCUUUGUUCAGUACAUUCUCAUGGUCAAUCUGCUCAUUGCCUUCUUCAACAAUGUUUAUUUGCAAGUGAAGGCCAUUUCCAAUCUAGUUUGGAAGUACCAGCGGUACCACUUCAUCAUGGCAUAUCACGAGAAACCUGUUCUUCCUCCUCCUCUGAUCUUCUUCAGUCACCUGGUCUCCUUGUUCUCUGGCAUUUGUAGGAAGAGGAAGAAGGGCCGUGGGACAUAUGGACCAAAACUCUUUCUGACAGAAGAAGACCAAAAGAAACUCCAUGACUUUGAAGAGCAAUGUGUAGAAUCAUACUUUCAUGAAAAAGAUGACCAGUUUCACUCGGGAAGUGAAGAAAGAAUUAGGGUCACCUCAGACAGGGUUGAAAACAUGUCCAUCCAGCUGAAGGAAGUCGGCAACAGGGUGAACUUUAUCAAGCGGUCCCUGAACUCCCUGGACUCUCAGAUCGGACACCUCCAGGACCUGUCGGCUCUCACCGUGGACACUCUGAAAGCCCUCACCGCGCAGAGAGCCUCCGAAGCCAGCAAAGUCCACAACGAGAUCACCAGGGAGCUCAGCGUUUCGAAGAACCUGGGACCAAACCUUAUGGACAUCAGUUCGCAGAAAUCCUCUGUGUUCGUGAAGCGCAGCAUAGGGGCGUACUUUGGGUCGUCCUUUGCGCAAGGUCCAGGGACGAUCGCAGACUCCCUGUUUGGUGUGGGGGCACAGACUGAGCGGCAGCCGGACACGGGCGGCCAGGGGCACGGCAAGGACCUCAUCCCGAGUCCGGACAGGAAAACUGCAAACAUUCCAGAGGCGGGCGCCUCAGGCAGUGCCUUACUCCGAAGUGCCACACCCCCUCCUGAGCUGCGGCUCAGGGGCCAUCCCGUCGCCGAGAGGCAGCUGUCCCACCCGGAUAACGCAAAGCGAGCCGAUUCCCCAAACACCUCGCCCAAAGUUUCCUCCCCAACUGCAAAGUUUUUUGUAAGCACCCCGUCCCAGCCCGGUGGCUGUAGCCCCCAAGAGCCUUCUGCUGAAGGGCGACAAGCUUCCCCACCCGAGAGCUCUGGUGUUGAAUUUGGGGCAUUUGUUGGACACAAAGAUAGCCCUGACCUACAGAAACCUACAAAAGAUGACACUACCAAAGUCAGUCAUAUGUCACCAUCCAAGGGGACGAGAGACGUGAGUCAUCCUGAGGGCCACAUGAGAGCAGUCAAUUCUUAUGCAGGAUUCACGGAGUUUGCCAGAAACCUUUCAGUACUCCACCCUGAAUCAUCGCUGAGCAGGAGUGGCAGAGAUCACAGCAGAGUGUCAGCUGAAGACAUUUGCUGCCACGAGGACCUGAAGGCUCCGGGGCUGCUGGAUAGAGUACAAGGAAAGUCAGCACAAGCCAGCAGUCUAAUUCCUGGGGAAGAAGCCUUAAACGCUACAUCAUGUCUCUACUCCUCUAGACAUGCACACCUCAGUGCCAGAAAAGACUCUGUUGGAUCUCCUUUCAAGCCAACUUUGGAUAUAAGUUAUCAAUAUUCAGCUGUGGAGCGAAAUAAUUUGAUGCGGUUAUCACAAAGCAUUCCAUUCACCCCAGUGCCGCCAAAAGGUGAGCCAGUCACUGUGUACCGUCUGGAGGAGAGCUCCCCCAACACCAUCAACAACAGCAUGUCGUCCUGGUCCCAGCGGGGGCUGUGCGCCAAGAUCGAGUUCCUCAGCAAGGAAGAGAUGGGAGGGGGCCUGCGGCGCGCCCUCAAGGUCAUGUGCACCUGGUCGGAGUAUGACAUCCUGAAACCAGGACACCUGUACAUAGUCAAGUCCUUCCUGCCAGAGGUCGUGAACACCUGGCAAAGUAUCUACAAGGAAGAUACUGUCCUGCAUCUCUGUCUCAGGGAAAUUCAGCAGCAAAGGGCAGCUCAGAAACUGACCUUUGCUUUUAACCAAAUGAAGCCGAAGACCAUUCCAUAUUCUCCCAGGUUUCUGGAGGUUUUCUUGCUGUACUGCCACUCUGCUGGCCAGUGGUUUGCUAUUGAGGAAUGCAUCACCGGGGAAUUCAGGAAGUUCAACAACAACAAUGGGGAUGAGAUAAUUCCAACCAACCUGCUGGAAGAAACGAUGCUUGCCUUCAGCCACUGGACUUAUGAAUACUCAAGAGGGGAGCUUCUGGUACUGGACUUGCAAGGUGUCGGGGAGAUCCUGACCGAUCCCUCAGUGAUAAAAAGUGGAGAGAAAGGGUCUUACGACAUGAUUUUUGGUCCAGCAAACCUGGGGGAUGAUGCAAUAAGAAACUUCCGAGCUAAACACCACUGUAAUUCCUGCUGCAGGAAACUCAAACUGCCAGAUCUAAAGAGGGAUGAUUAUACACCUGACAAGGUUACGUUACCCCAAGAUGACACACCUGAGAUUUCGAUUCAGCCUGGGAGCAGUACCAAAGAACAAAAGCACUCUAUUCGCCUGAUGCUGUAAGAGGAAUCGCCAGCUUUAGGAGGGAGAGGAAGUACCAUGCUUGUGUGCUUAGGGGUGGUGUGUAUCUGUACCUGGAGAAGGAAGGUGCAUGUGGAUAGUAUAUUUUUCCUAACAUUUAAAGUCUUGUUCAUGCACUGCAUGAUUUGAGCACAGUAAUCCCAGUCUCUAGAGCUGCAGGGUGGAUGAGAUAAAUAACGUGUGACUUUCUGCACUGUGGUCACAGACCCAAAUGUGACCGAUCACAGUCUGAUACUGCAAGCCUACAACAGGCAUGAUAUCAGGAAAUUGUUAGCUUCCACAUGUAGUAUGACCAGAUUUCCAAACGUGUAUUAACUAAAAGGUCUUCAGUAAUUUGUAUGGUAUGUAUGCGUUCAACCCAGGGCUGGUACGCUCUUGAGUCUCUUGGAUCUUCAGAACGGGACUGGAGACCAAGAAUUCCCGUUGUGUUAGAGAAGAAUUGACUAUGUGAUCAGCUAGUUAAAGUGUGGUUUAUUACAGUAAAACACGGGGAGAAAACUAAACUGAGGAAUUGUGAAGAGGCUCAGUCCUUGUGACCGCGAGUCCCUCUGCUCAGAUCCGGAAGGCCAGCAGCGUCUGUUCCUCCAAUUUAUGUCCUUGAUCAUCAAAGCAAUGGUAGUUACUGACGCUUACAUUCAUUUGACACAGAUACAGCUAGGUAAAACAAUAAAGGACUCCCUUUAGUAUAACAUUUACACACCUGGACACAGAGCGCAAAACUACAGUACUGUAUUUUACUCAAGAAGUGCAUGUGUUAAACUGGUACAGGAUUCCUGUAGCUUGAGCCAAACAGUGCUCAUCUAAAUUGUGCACAUCUAAAUGAUAUUCAGAUAUUACCUGAUAUAUAAUUUUUUAAUUAUUAUAAUUAAUAUUUAUUGUAGUUAUUAUCAAUGUAAAGCCUUUCAGUUAAUAUGCACAUCAUUAAGUCAAACUGCUAAAGCCUAACAGAUGAUAUUUUGUGCUGGCAGUCCAUGCACAUCUUAUCAGUUUUAGUUGGACACCUGUAGCCACAUCUGGGUCUGAGACUGCUGUUCUCUGAAAUAGUCCAGCUCCUGGCCACAGAGAGAUUUAGAGACAAGGUGCAAUUACAAAGAACCAUAAUGAUUUCACGUUAUGUAAAUGAGAAGAAGAUGGCUUUUAAGAUUUUUGAUAAGUUUUUGUUAAAUAAUGGUAUAUAAAGUGACUAUCAACUGGUACAAUCUCAUUGUAUAGAUGGUUAUGGUAUUUAUUAUCAAUUAUGAGAAGUUGCCUUGUACAAAAAACACAUUUUAAAAGCAGUCUUUAUUUUUGUUUUUUUGGUUGUGGCAGGUUUGUAAAAGAACCUAUUCAGAUUCAGACUCUGCAAGAAUUUAUCUAAAGCAGAAUGUGUAAUCAAGAUUUUUUUAUAAGUGUAAAGUCAUGUAGAAAAACCUGUAUUAUGUUAUUUGUGGUACAUACUUUAUAAAUACACAUGGAUUGAAAUCUUGUACAAAUGGGCAGAUUGCAAUGCAACUUUUUCAGUACAGUGUAUGUAAUUUAAUAGUCCUACAAUUUGUUGAACUCUCAAUAAUGAACUUUGUCCACCAAAAAUUGUUUUAAGGUGAGAGUUUUAUGUUACAAAAGCGGUACUAUUGUUGUUUUUAAAGUAUUGUAAGAGCAUAUUUUAAUCUAGUGUAUCUUAUAGAUACAGUUAUCUGGCACGAACAAAAUAGAUAAUGAAAUAGUAGGUUAUUUUAUGAAGGGGAAUUGUUGAACAUAUUAUGGGUACAGUACUGUAUAAAUUUUGUAUAUCACUUAAUCUAAUAAAAUAUAAAAUGUUGGAGUACCA